AUGCGUUACAGAGUUGUCACAUGCAAUCUUUGCACAAAAACAUUCCCUAGGAAAGUUGACCUCUUGGCUCACAUUGAGGCUUGUCACAAAGGCAGUGAAGUGUGCCAUUUAUGCUUCAGUGUCUUUCCCCCAUCAGCUGCAGCAGAGCUUGGAAGCCACAUCCGUAGCACCCAUUUGGACUUGUGGGACAGACGCAUCCGCAGUAGGAGGCACAGCUGGAGGUGCCAACAGUGCAAGGGGGUGUUCUACUUUGCUAGGACAUUCGAGAAGCAUUUGCUAGAAGAGGCCAGGGUGUGCCUGCCAUCAGUGCUCAUAACUCAAGAAGAAAGACUUGCUUGUGAAAUUGAGAAAGUAAAACCGAUACUAUUGGAUGCAGUGUUACAAGAACCUGUGGUGGCAUUUGAAGAAGAGUUAGAAGAAUUGGAAGUGGUCUUCUGUGAAGUAUUCACAGACAAAAUGGAGAAAGAGGACAAGAAGAUGGAAGGUGUGACAACCCACAUUAAGGAGGAAGCCAUGCUGAAGAUUGAAGAGGCAAAGCUCUCCACCCCUCACAUCAGUGACUCGGGUCCGCCCCCAUUAGUGUCAAGAACAGAUCCUCCACUUCACCCACAUUCUGCAGCAUCUGCUGCCACAAAUGGAGUGAGAGUGAACAUGGACAAUGUCACGGGUGGACCAAUGAUCACUCAGCAGUCCAGUGGGUUCUCAGGCAUUGUCAACCAUGAUGGCACAAUCCACUCAUGGGAUCAAAUGGGACCAUCAGUGCUCUCUACAGCUCCAGCGUUUAACCCAGUCCCCGAGACUUUACAGGUGGUGUCACAACCUGGAAACAGUCAGAUGUUUUACACCACACCAAUGCUCAAUACUGUUCAUGCAGGAAGUGCGAUUGCCACUCAAGUGCCAUACAUGAAUGGUCCAAGUACUGUGUCUCCUCUUCGAUCUAUUGAGCAGAUGCAGCCUCAGAUCACAUCUCAGUCUUCAUAUGACAUCUCUCUACAGCAACAAGUGCCUUUAUCGGUGCAGCAAUCCCAUCCGCAGCUACAGCAGGGGUCACAAUUGCAACCUUCUAAAGAUCUCAACAUGGCCAUCAUCUAUCAACCCCGCACAGCCUCUCCACAGACUGGAGCGAGGAUGCCCAUUCCCAGUAGGGGUGGCCUGGGUCGUCGACCGAUUCGUGGUCCAGUCAUCAACCGUGGCAUGCGGGGACAGGCCUUUAACCCUAAUCCGGGCAAGAGCGCACCCAUGCGAGCAAGGCCCCAGGUGUCCCGGAGCCCACGAGGACGUGCCAUGCCCAUCCGUGGACGCUUCAUGGCGCCGCGUCGGCGGGGCAUGAUGAUGCCCAUGCCCCUCCGUGCGGUCCCCGAUCCGGACGUUCAGAUCAUCGGGCAGAAGCGGGCGAUCCUCCCAGUGCAGAGCACUUCGCCGCGAGGGAAGGCGCCGCCGCCGCCGUUCAACCUGGGUGAGAAUGUGACUUUGACGUCGGUGAAUCCGGCGGUGGAGUCGCCGCAGAAGACUCCGGAGAAGCCGCCGUCGCGCAUGGCCUGCAUGCUGGCCGAUCGCGGCAUCACGGUGACCCCGACCGCCAAGGACAUCGGGGGCGGCCUCAAGAUCUCCUCGCUCGGUGCCGAUCCCGCGUUUCUAAGGGAGCCGGGGACGCAGCUCAACGACUCCCCGGUGUCGAUACGGAGCGAGUGCGGUCUCCCCGUGGUGGACACUCGGGACCCGGGGGUGAUGCGCAUGAUGUCGCAGCACGGCAUCACGCACGGUCUCAGUGUGGCGCACAUCAUGCCAGGAGAGGAGGGGAAGAGCCUCGUCGUCCCGGUUGUACCUCUGAACGCGGUGGCGCCGACCGUGCGAGACGUGGCCGAGUACUUCUUCCACUGUGGGCGGCUUUUGGAACUGCCCCGCCCGUGAUCGGGUGCGAUCAGUACACUUAACAUAUGCUGAAGAUUCUCUACUGAAGAAUCUCUAUCGAACUGUUGAUCUUCAAUUUUUUUUUCUUUUCAAGCUUAUUCUACCAAAGGACAGACUUCAGUGGACUUGUUUUCUUUGACACCUACUUGAUCGUUCCCUCCAAAUUCCCGAGAAGUGAUUUUUCAUCCUUUUUUUGCUGUCAACCACUGAUUGUCUAAACUUGUUUACCAGGAAUAUCUCUGGGAUAAACAAGAUUGUUUGUGAUUUCCAGUCAUAGCCUAGCAUUCAAGGAAUGAUACAAUUUUUCUAUGAUUCCAGAUGUUCCGAAGAAUAUAAUCAGUUUUGAAUCA
This is a messenger RNA of Darwinula stevensoni, 2261 nucleotides long. The record is from the annotation of a GenBank genome assembly. NCBI's taxonomy places the organism in Eukaryota, Metazoa, Arthropoda, Ostracoda, Podocopida, Darwinulidae.